AUGUCAGCCAAAUGUAGCAAAAUCCGUCACAUUGUUCGCCUGCGCCAGAUGCUACGGCGGUGGCGCAACAAGGCCCGCAUGUCUGCCAAUCGUGCACCGUCCGAUGUGCCUGCCGGACACGUGGCGGUGUGCGUGGGCAGCAACUACACAAGAUUUGUUGUGCGCGCGUCGUACCUGAACCACCCCCUUUUCAAGAAGCUUCUCCUUGAAGCCGAGGAAGAGUACGGCUUCGCCAACCACGGACCCUUGGCCAUCCCUUGCGACGAAUCGCUCUUCCAAGAGGCUCUCCGGUUCAUUUCCCGGUCCGAUUCCGACAAAUCGAACCGGUUUUUAAACCUCGACGAUUUUCAGAGACACUGCCACGUCAGCAUCAGAAACAACCUUGACUUCUGGCCCGAAUCUCGACCGAUCCUCCACGCCCUCACUGACAAAACCAUUUGGUAA
Messenger RNA from Abrus precatorius (Indian licorice), 444 nucleotides. Its product is annotated as auxin-induced protein 6B-like. Gene Ontology annotation, biological process: response to auxin. The coding region runs from base 1 to 444 and encodes 147 amino acids. The transcript has a single exon. The record is from RefSeq and is a predicted model, not a curated record. Lineage: Eukaryota; Viridiplantae; Streptophyta; Magnoliopsida; Fabales; Fabaceae.